AUGUCGCGAGCGAUGCUGCCGCUGGGCAUUGCGUCCGCGUCGCUGGACGUGCUGAAUGUCCCUCCUGCGGAUACCGGCCGUCCUGCCGUGUAUGCGGUGCCGAGCCGCGGUGCACGUGGCGCUGCGCGGCGGCUGCCGGACACCGCGGUCGCCGCGCAUGCGCUCUAUGCGAGUACGUGCAGUAUUGACGUGUUGGGCCGCGAGGCCUUUGCGCUUGCGCGCGUGCUCCAGUCCGGCACGGAGCUCGAGGUGCGUAUCGUGGGCGCGGGCACGGACGAGGCGCCACCCACGAGCUUUACGUUUGCCGCGCCGCUCCUCGGCAACAUUGGCAUCUUUCAAGACGCUCAUACGAGCCAGGUGCAUGUCCUGGCGAUGACCAGCGCGGGCGCUCUGCACCGCCUGCAGAUUCCCCUCGCGACGCUCCUGCGUGGAGCGCGCCUCCCGUCGCACUGGGCGCAGGAGCAUAUCGUCGACGCCCUCGCACAGGAAGGCGCCGAAGCGACGAGCGUCCACACCGUCGACGCAGGCCUCGUGCUCGUCGCAUGCGCGGAUGGCAUGCUCCUCCAGCUCAAACAGAGCAUCGCAGGUGACGGCCACGGAUUCGUAGGCGCGUGGCACGAGUCGUCGCUGCGCCCGGCGUCGUUCCUCUACGGCGUCUCGCGCCUGUUUCAGCGCGGCGUCUCGGCGUCGCCCGGACGCCACGCCGUGCGUGCGGCGCCGACACAGACGCUCGCGCUCGCGAGCCAUGUGCGCGAAAACGACGCGGCGCUCGCGUUCUGCGUGUGCCGCGACCGGAAGCUGCGUGUGUGGAACUUGGUGUCCGAGUCGUGCGUCCGCACGCUCGACCUCCCUGUCUCGUUCAGCGCCGCGGCCAGCGCGCGCGUCGACGACGACAGCGACAGCGACGCGUUUGAGCGCACGAGCGUUCCGAUGAUCCAGCUCUUUUACCCCGGCGAGGACGAUGCAUACGCCUUGUACCUGCUCGUCUUUGUCCCGGCGCCCCUGCCGGGCGGCGCGUUUGUCGCUGCCUACGGCGUGGAGCUCGAAGAGUCGAGCGCCUGGUCGGGCGGUGUCGGCGAGAUUGCGCUCGUGUGGGGCAAGUCGUGCGACGCCCGGACGCAGGCCGCAGAUGUCGAGCUGCGCGAUAUGGCGCUCACGCGCGACGGCGAUGCGUGGCGCGCGUGGCUCCUGUGGCACGCGGGCGGUGCGCCGCUCCUGCAGCACACGCUCGCCCUCGGCGCCGAGCCGAGCGAGUCGCAGGCCGUCGCGCGCCGCGCGCCGAAUCCCGACGAGGCCUGGGCGUCGAUCCUGCCUUUUGCACAGCACGCCCCCCUGCGUGGCCCCGACUUUGACGCGGCGCUCGCGGGCGUGCAUACCUGCGAAGAGGUCGCGCAGUUCUUUUUGCGGCGCCUGCUCACGCCCGGCCGCUUUAGCAGCACGACGCUCGCGGCGGCGCUCCGUGCGUUUAGCGGGCUCCCAGAUACCGAGGCCAAAGAGCUUGCGCGGCCCCAGCACCGCCCCCGGCUUGUCGAGGCGAUCGGCGCGUCGGUCGGCGUCGAGAGCCCCCAAGGCGACCUGCGGCAGUGGGCCGAGGCCGUGCGCGGCGCCUGGCUGCGGUUUGCACGCCUCGUCGAGCAGAUCGACCGCAGCGCACGCUGGCCGCUGGGGCUGUACGUGCACGACCUCGAGCGCACGCCGUUCCUCGUGUCGCGCUUUGCCAUCGGUGCCGUCCUCGAAAAAGACGCCGCGACGUGGCUUGGCGACCUCGCGCAGAAGCUCGCGAGCGCCGCACAGUACGCGGAGCGCGCCGUGUCGCGCGCACAAGGCGAGGCCGCCAGCGCCGAGUUUGCGGCCGUCGUCAACUCCCUCGGCGGCGUCCAAGGCGCCUACGAGACGAUCCGCGAGCGCGGCGUCGCGCUCCUGCAGACGGCGACGUGCGCCGCGGAGCUCACGCGCGGCCUCGGCGUGCAGCGCGAUGUGUGGCUCGCGCCGGCGCUGCGUGCGGCGGUCGGCGCGCCGCUCGGCCUCUGGGCCGAGGUCGAAAGGCGCGUGCCGCACGCGCUCGAGCCGGUGCGUAGCCAUCUCGAGCAGCUCGGCGCUGACGGGCUUGCCGAGCACCUCGUGACCACAACCGAGUUGCUGAGCACGCCGCUUGCCACGGCGCACGGCGGCGCGUACUACACGGCGAUCGGCGCGGACGCGCUCGGCGAAGUCGUGCUGGUGCGCGAGCGUGCGCUCGAGUCGCUCGUGCUGCUCCACGCUGCGAUGCUGCACCGCAGCCGCCACGCGGCGCUCGAGGCGUCGAUGCGCACCGCGCUGCGUGCAUGGCAGCACGCCGCGGCGCUCGCGGCGCUCGCGCGUCUCGGCGCCGCGCCCGAGACGGUGCAGGACGAGGCGCUGGUCCCGCUGGGCGGCCUUCGCCUCGACCAGCACCGCUACAGCGGCCGCCCCGCGACGCACCUGCUCCACCACCUCGCGCAGACGGGCGCGCUGGUGUGUGGCGUAUCGGUCGGCGAGCAUGCCGCGCUGUGCUUUUCGCUCGGCGAGGCGCUGCCUCGCGACGGCGAGUAUGCGCCGCUCGCGCUGCUUACCCUCGCGCGGCACCUCCUCCAGCAAGGCUUCCCCUCGGCGGUGCCGGCGAUGCUCGGCGUGUACGCCGAAGAUGCCCCCAUGUCCUACCUGCUCGCCCUUGCCGAGACGCAGACGGCACAGUGUGCCGCUGGCCUGCGCCGCCUCGCUCGCAUCGCGAGCGUUUUGAGCAGUGCGCUGCCCGAAAAGACGCGCCUCCUCGCGGUGCUCCCGACGAGCAUUGCCGAGAGCACCGGCGAGGCGCAGGCGAUUGCCUUUUACACGCACGCUGCGGCGUACUGGGAGUCGGCGAGCGACAUGGCCGGCGCGCUGCACUGCUACCGCCAUGCGUGCGAGGCACUGCGCGCCUCGCCUGCCGCCGCGUCCGAGGCCGACGCACGCCGUCUCUGGUCGCACGUCUUCCGUGGCGAGCUUGCGCUCGGACAGUACGAGGCGGCGACCGCGACGCUGCUCGCCACGCCGUUCGACGACCUGCGCGAAGUGUGUCUGCAGAGCCUCGUCACGGCGCUGUGCGAGGCCGGCGCCUUUUCGCUGCUGCUGCGCCUGCACUUUCUCGAGUGGCAGCCCCGCGUGGAGCGCGUACUGAGCUUCAAAGCGCGCAACGCGGAGCCGCUCAGCAAGCCAAACUACUUCCAGGUGCUCUACGCAUACCACGCCUCGCGCGGCGACCACAAAAGCGCCGCCGCGUCCAUGUACCAGCACGCGCGGCGCCUGCACCACGCGGCGCUGGCCCUGUCGGCGGCCGACGUGCACGCCGCACGCUCCGUGCUUGUCCUCGAGGCACAGAGCUACCUCGCGGCGAUCAACGCGCUCGCGCUCCUGGCGCCGACCCACGCCUGGUUCGCCCAUGCGCUCCGCGACGAGGCGCCGGCGUCCGGCGUGGGCGGCGCGCUCCAAGGCGGCAUCACGCAGUAUAUUCCGUCGGAGCGCCUCGACGCGCACGCGCAGCCGCUCACGAUCGUGCAGCUGGCCGACGUGCGCCGCGAGUACAACGAGCUCCUGGCGCGCCUCGAGCUGAUGCGCCUCUAUCCCGAGCUCGCCAACCCCACGGCGGCGCUCCGGCCGGAGGACGCGGUGAACUUGUUCCUUGCGGCCGACGACGUCGAUGCAUCGUUCAGCGCCGCGCACCAGCUCCGCGUGGAUAUGCGCAACGUGUUUGAUGCGCUUGCGCAAAAGUGCGUCGCGCUGCAGCGCGCCGACGCCGCGCGCCGCGGCCGCCUCGACCUCGACGCGGACACGCCGGAUGCGGCGCUCGCGCAGCUCGUCGCCGACGACGAGGAGGCUGCGGACCCCGAAGCGGCCUUUUUGCGCCACUCGCCGCGUGCCGCGAGCUGGCCGGGCCCGGCGCACGAGCGUGCGUGGCGCUUCCUCCGGCUGCACCUCGGCCUUGCCGAUGCGCGGGGGUCGAACACGUACCGCACCGCGAUCGCCGAGCGGCUCGUCGCCCUCGGCGCAUGGGACCUUGCGCCGACGUGGCUCGUCGACUGGUUUACGCGCCACGGCCCCGACCUGCUCGUGCGGACGCUGAUGCGCCACGGCGCCCUCGUGCCUGCGCUCGAGUACAGCGCCAAGAUUGUGGAGCAGAGCGUGAGCGCGGCACGCACGAACGAUGCGAUGGCGCACGCGUGCCUGCCCUACUCGCUCUUUGAUGCGCUCCUCGCCGCCGGCGCCGACGGCCCGGCCGCCGCGGCGCUCCGCCAGGCGCUCGACCAGCGCCUCCACACUCUCCGUACCGCUGCGGCGUCAUAG
This is a messenger RNA of Malassezia japonica, 4338 nucleotides long. RefSeq lists its product as uncharacterized. The transcript has a single exon. The coding region runs from base 1 to 4338 and encodes 1445 amino acids. NCBI's taxonomy places the organism in Eukaryota, Fungi, Basidiomycota, Malasseziomycetes, Malasseziales, Malasseziaceae. Gene Ontology annotation, molecular function: structural constituent of nuclear pore. Gene Ontology annotation, cellular component: nuclear pore. The record is from RefSeq and is a predicted model, not a curated record.